GUGAGCGCAAACGGUCCGGCUUCUGACACAGCUUUUUUUUCAUUUUGCAUAAAAAUUCUUUUAUUCGUAAUCAUGUCAGUUUUAAGGCAUUUAAACAGAUGUUUGCCAUUCAAACAAAACCAAACUGCAUUGAUUGUCCAGUCAUGUUUCUUCCACAAAAGUCCCGCGAUCAAAUCAAAAAAUGACUAUCUAAUUGAUUCGGCUGAGUAUUCAUUUCUAAAGGAUAUUGGUAUAGAACAAGACAAUUGCGGAGUAUACAAUGGAACAUGGAAAGGCUCCGGAGAGGUAAUAACAUCCGUAGAUCCCGGAACAGGGCGAAGGAUUGCCAAUAUUCGAAUGGGUAGCACUGAAGAGAUGGAUGAGGCGAUACGAAUUGGAGUUAAAGCAUACCAGCAAUGGUGUGGGGUACCACCACCCGUGCGUGGAGAUAUUAUUCGACAAAUUGGUGACGAAAUGCGUAAAUAUAAAGAGCCCCUGGGAAAACUCGUCAGUUUAGAAGUUGGAAAAAUAUUAAGCGAAGGACAGGGGGAGGUUCAAGAGUUUAUUGAUAUUUGUGAUUACGCUGCGGGACUAUCGCGCAUAUAUUCGGGACAGGUGAUUAAUUCUGAACGUUCUGAUCAUACAAUAUUGGAAGCAUGGCGUCCGUUAGGCUUGGUAGGAAUAAUAUCUGCGUAUAAUUUCCCGAACGCCGUUUUUGGUUGGAAUGCUGCAAUUGCGUUGAUCACCGGAAACAGCGUCCUCUGGAAGGGAGCACCAACUACAUCCCUUGUCUCUGUGGCUACUAUGAAAAUCCUUUCUGAAGUUUUAAAACGCAAUAACUUACCACCCAUUGCGUUACUUUGCCAGGGUGGCGCCGAUGUCGGCCAGAGGCUUGUAUCCGACACAAGGGUGAAACUCGUAUCGUUUACGGGUAGUUGUGAAACCGGACGUAAUGUCGGUGUGGAAGUACAAAAACGUUUUGGCAAAGUUAUACUGGAACUAGGUGGCAAUAAUGCUUUGAUCGUCGAUCAGGAUGCUAAUUUCAAUAUGGUAUUGGAAGCUGCCUUGUUCGGCUGCAUUGGUACAUCUGGGCAACGCUGCACUACUACACGUCGGAUAAUCGCACACGAAAAAUUGUAUGAUCGUCUGGUUACAGAAUUGGUUGCCAAAUACAAGCAAGUCCUGCCUAAAGUCGGCCAUCAAUUAGAUCCUAAAACCUUAGUUGGUCCCGUACAUUCGCAACAAAAUAUAGAAAACUAUAAAGCCGCUAUUGCCGAAGCAGUUAAACUCGGCGGAAAUGUUGCGUUUGGUGGUAAAGUAAUACAGAAGGAAGGAUUAUAUGCUGAACCAACAAUUAUCACAGAUUUGCCACACAACUCACCCGUAGUACAUCGAGAAACUUUUGCACCGAUUGUUUACAUUCUGAAAGCCAAAUCUAUUGAAGAGGCGAUUGAGUGGAAUAACGAAGUAGACCAAGGUCUGUCUUCAGCGAUAUUUACGGAAAACAUUUCGAAUGCAUUUAAAUGGAUCGGCUCGCAGGGAUCCGAUUGCGGUAUUGUGAAUAUAAACACUACAACUAACGGUGCGGAAAUAGGCGGUGCCUUUGGUGGAGAAAAACACACCGGCGGUGGAAGAGAAUCAGGAUCCGAUGCCUGGAAACAAUAUUGUAAACGAGCUACAAUCACAGUGAAUCAUUCCGGAAAGCUCGCGUGUGCACAAGGAGUAGUAUUCAAUGUGGAAUAAAUGAUUGAUGUUAGAUGUAUAUGUUUUUAUAUUAAAAUUACAAAAAAUUUA
This is a messenger RNA of Anastrepha ludens (Mexican fruit fly), 1773 nucleotides long. RefSeq names its product putative aldehyde dehydrogenase family 7 member A1 homolog (gene Aldh7A1). The coding region runs from base 73 to 1722 and encodes 549 amino acids. The record is from RefSeq and is a predicted model, not a curated record. Gene Ontology annotation, molecular function: aldehyde dehydrogenase (NAD+) activity. The transcript has 4 exons. NCBI's taxonomy places the organism in Eukaryota, Metazoa, Arthropoda, Insecta, Diptera, Tephritidae.